This is a messenger RNA of Vicia villosa (hairy vetch), 821 nucleotides long. RefSeq names its product olee1-like protein. Lineage: Eukaryota; Viridiplantae; Streptophyta; Magnoliopsida; Fabales; Fabaceae. The coding region runs from base 41 to 547 and encodes 168 amino acids. The record is from RefSeq and is a predicted model, not a curated record. The transcript has 2 exons.
UCUUAUUUAGAAAGAAAUUACUUUUCACAAAUCCAUAACAAUGGCAAAGUCUACAAUCUUCCUAGUCUCCACCCUCUGCUUCUUAUCUUUCCUUGGUUCUGCUUAUAGCGUCAAGGACCGCUUCUCUGUCGAGGGUUUCGUUUAUUGUGACACAUGUCGCACCCAAUUCAUCACCAAAUUGACUGAGUUCUUGGAAGGUGCAACCGUACGUGUGGAGUGCAAAGAAGAAAACGGAACAGUGACAUUCACCAAAGAAGCAACAACAGAUGCAAAUGGAUCAUACAAACUAGAGGUAGAUGGAGACCAUGAAGACGAGGAAUGUCAAGUUGUGCUUGUGAAAAGUCCUAGACCAGAUUGUAACGAGGUUGACUCAGAAUCUCACUUGGAACAAGCUGCUAAGGUUAGCAUCACACACAACAAUGGAAUUGUGUCUCCUAUUCGUACCACUAGUCCUCUUGGUUUCCUUAAGAAAGAACGUCUUCCUGGUUGUGCUCAAGUUCUCAAGGAACUUGGAAUCAAUGAAGAUGGUUCUCAAGAUCUUGAUUGAUUUCAAGAAUUCUAAACAUUAUGAAUUAAGUAUUUAUAAAGGAGGGUUAAUUAACUAAAUAUUUUGAUCUAUGCCCUUAUUAGUUAGGAUUUAAUAAUGAAAGCAUUUAUGCAUGUACCUUUUGGGAGUUUUCCUAGAUUUGAAAACCCUAAAAGGAUAUUACUCUCUUUUUUUCCUUCUUCUCUAAUUUCUCAUAUUUUUUUAAUGUAUGAUUGAUUACAGUUUAUUGGAUCCAUUUUAAUUUUUUAAGUAAUAUUUUAGUGUUUUUUAUAAA